Messenger RNA from Aricia agestis (brown argus), 1519 nucleotides. RefSeq lists its product as uncharacterized. Gene Ontology annotation, cellular component: extracellular matrix. The coding region runs from base 22 to 1506 and encodes 494 amino acids. The record is from RefSeq and is a predicted model, not a curated record. Lineage: Eukaryota; Metazoa; Arthropoda; Insecta; Lepidoptera; Lycaenidae. The transcript is spliced from 12 exons.
UCGACCGUAACAAUAAAAGCCAUGCGCAGUACCAUCGCAGUCGUCAGCGCUCUCGUAGCGAUCUGCCAAGCCGGCGUCAUCCCCGACGCUGGUCAUGCAGUGUCAUCCCAGAGCAUCAUCCGUCACGACCAGAAUAUCGGAGGUGGAUACGGUGGACUAGUUGCUCAUGCUAGCCCCGUCAUUGCUGCCGCUCCUGUCGUCCACUCUGCUCAACUCGUCCACUCUGCUCCCCUGCUCGUCCACUCUGCCCCCCUCGUGCAGCAGGUCGCCCAUGCCGCUCCUAUCGCCAUCGCCCGCGCUCAACACAUCGAAGAAAGCGCGCCCGCCCACUACGAGUUCUCGUACUCCGUGAACGACCCCCACACCGGCGACCAGAAGUCGCAGCACGAGGCUCGUGAAGGUGACGUCGUCCGCGGCCAGUACUCUCUGCUGCAGCCUGAUGGCGCCGUCCGCACUGUAGAGUACAGCGCUGACGCUCACAGCGGUUUCAACGCUGUCGUCCACAACUCUGCCCCAUCUGCUCACGCCGCGCCCGCCCAAAUCGCUCACGCCGCUCCAGUGUACCAGGCUGUUCACUCCGCCCCCCUUGUUCACUCUGCCCCCCUCGUCCACUCUGCCCCCCUCGUCCACUCCGCCCCCCUGGCCGCAGUCAUUCUCUCCGUGGUAGCCAUGGCAACCGCUGGCCUGAUCGGGUACGGCGGCGGCGAGGGCUACGGGCACGAGGCGGUCGCGUACGCGCCCAUCGCCAGCUACGGAGGCCACGAUGAACAUGUCGACUAUCACGUACACCCCAAGUACGAGUACUCGUACUCCGUGGCGGACCCCCACACCGGCGACCACAAGUCGCAGCACGAGACCAGAGACGGCGACGCCGUGCACGGUUCCUACUCGCUGCUGCAGCCCGACGGCUCCGUGCGCAGCGUGCACUACACCGCCGAUGACCACCACGGAUUCAACGCCGUCGUGGAGAACUCCGCCCCCGCUGUCCAUCCCCACCACAGACACUUUUCCAAAAUCUUAACUUUUGGAGCCAUGUUGGCCGCAGCCAACGCCGGGCUGCUGGGCGGGCACGGCCACGCCGUCUCCUCACAGAGCAUCGUCCGCCACGACGCCGGCCACUACGCCGCGCCGCUGGCCUACGCCGCCCACGCUGCGCCGCUGGCCUACGCCAGCUACGCCGCGCCUGUAGCCUAUGCCGCUCCCGUGGCCCACGCCGCCCCCCUGGCGUACGCCCCUUCUGCCCACUACGCCGCCCACGAUGAGUACGCUCACCCCAAGUACGACUACUCGUACUCCGUGGCGGACCCCCACACCGGCGACCACAAGUCGCAGCACGAGACCAGAGACGGCGACGCCGUGCACGGCUCCUACUCGCUGCUGCAGCCCGACGGCUCCGUGCGCAGCGUGCACUACACCGCCGAUGACCACCACGGAUUCAACGCCGUCGUGGAGAACUCCGCCCCCGCUGUCCAUCCCCACCACGCCCCUGCCUACCAUCAUUAUUGAUUCUUGAUUACCA